UAUAAAAGGCUAUCAUUGCAGGCAGUGAGACACUGAUAUUUGCUCUGUCACGAUGAAGUCCUGGAUGCAACUUCUGAGCCUUGCAGCCAUUUUAAGUUUUGCCCAUGGAUUUGAUGUCUUGCAAAGGAUGAAGAGAACAGUUGAAAGAAAUGUCAAGGUGAGACAGACGGAGACGUAUGAUAUGGAUUACCUGAUAUUUACUUACGGUGACAUUAACAAGGAUGGGCUUCUGUCAGAAAGCGAGGUCAGAAAGCUCUUCAACUGUGGCACCUUCGCCCCCCACGUGAACGACAUCAUACUAAAACUACGGAACCCUGACGGAUCCUUGUCUAUGGACAUCGCAGCUUGGCGGGCAGUGAGGUUCACAGAGGCCGACAUGAAGGAUCUGACACGCUCUCCUUAUGUGAUUAUUUUAUCCAGGGAUAAUGAGUAAAUUCUGUCAUCUCCAAAUAGAUGAAUAAAGAUAACAAAA
This is a messenger RNA of Saccostrea cuccullata (small rock oyster), 472 nucleotides long. RefSeq lists its product as uncharacterized. The record is from RefSeq and is a predicted model, not a curated record. The transcript is spliced from 3 exons. Lineage: Eukaryota; Metazoa; Mollusca; Bivalvia; Ostreida; Ostreidae. The coding region runs from base 53 to 433 and encodes 126 amino acids.